AGCAAACAAAUCUUUUUCAAUGCCAUCUUUAUUGUGUAUAUGAAGUGAUUGUCGUAAUAGAGUGAACGUUCAACAGUCAGUAUUAUUAUGGAAUCACAAGAAGGGGCUUUAUAAUUUUUAGAAUAUCAAAAGAAUAGAAAUAUUUUCUCAAAUGGAUGAAUCGUUGACAAAAGUUCAAACAACAACCAGAUUUCCUGAAAUCAACACUGUUCGAUCAAAACAAAAUACACCAGAAAAUGGUAUAGUCAAACUACCAACUGUUGAAGACAAAACAAAUUCUGUUUCAUCUGACGACGAACCUGUUUCAUCCCCGUGCUCACGCACGCGACGACGACGUCGGAAAAAAUCAAACUCUGGUACGUCGUCUGCAAGAAAAUCUGCGCGUGCAGACAGCAGAAGACAACAGAUUACACCGCUAUCAGAGCUGAAGCCAUUAAAUUUGAUCGAUAACUCCCAACUCAUCAGUGACGACUUGUAUAACGAAAAGAAAGAAAGAUUGAUAAAAUGUUCCAAACUGAAGGAUGAAUUAAGAGUAUAUUUUGGCAUAGAUGCUAAACUUGGAAUUAUAAAGACAGAGGACAGUGAAGAUGACGAAUAUGAUACAGAUUUAGAUCAAGACAGGGUCGGCUUAGAACUGAUUGUGGACGAAAAAACAAAACAGAUAAAAGAUUUUGGUGAAUUUCCUGAAUACAAAAAGCGUUGCCGGGAUCUCAAAGUCGUCCCCAAUACAUUCUUGAUACGCCAUGCUACCGAGGACAAUUUCAAAAUGAGACAUCGAUACAUGACGUCAAGUGAUUGCAGAACUAUUUCAAAGGAAGUGGAGCAGAAUCUGGCUUUUCAAAGCAUUGAUUUGGAAGAUAAUGGAAUAACUCACAAACAUUUACAGACUAUGGCAGACAUGUUGCUAAAGAACAACAGCAUUAUUGAAUUCAAUAUUUCAAAUAAUCCUGUUGGUCCAGAAGGUGCAAACAUUCUGAAAUAUAUACUGGCAAAUAAUUAUCACGUGGUGAAGGCUGACGUUUCAGAUUGUGGUCUUGGAGAAAAGGCUGGUCCUUAUUUAGCAGAGAUCAUUGAGAAUAAUGUUUUCCUCCGGGAGCUAUAUCUAAGACGCAAUAACCUUGGCAAUGCUGCUGCGAAGUAUAUUGGAGAUUCUUUAGGAAGCAAUAUCACUUUAGAAUUAUUAGAUAUUAGUUGGAAUCAAAUCGGAAAACAGGGUGCAAUUGCUUUAGCUGCUGGUUUAAAGGUUAAUACUCAGUUAGAAAUACUAAAUGUUGCUAUGAAUGGUUUUGGAGAAGACGGAGGAAUAGCCUUAUUUGAAGCUUUAAAGAACCAAGAUUCGCUUGAAGAGCUGGAUAUAACUGCAAAUCGAUUAACAGACAAAGUAGCCAGAGUGAUAUCAACAAUUAUACCAUAUAAUCGUCAUUUGAAGACGCUCAAGAUUUCAUAUAACCAUAUUUCUUCAGUUGGUGCUCUUACGUUGUUAAAACCAUACUCUUCCCGCAUGAAAAAGAGACUUGCUACUGUUGAACUUCAGGGUAUUGACGUUGACGCUGAGCUGAUAGAUGCCGUAAACACACUACAGAAUAAACGUGGCAUGACGGUACUGAUAUCACGACCUCCUUCUCGACGUGAGAAAACUAGCGAUCAGUUGACGUACAGUUUAAUAAAGAUCGUUGAAUUGAUGAAAGAUGUGGAUGUAGACGUAUAUGACUUGUUUCCAGAUUAUGAAAAAGAAAGAGAAGAAAUGAUCACAACAGACGAUAUCAUAGUUGCCAUGAAGCAAUGUGAACGGAUUCCAGAAAAAAAGAAGAUCCAGAGCGUAAAACGGCUGAUUAGAGAUACGAGAAACAGGAAUUUCCAGUUAAAAGAAUUUGCUGUUCUUUACACACAAGUCAAUCGAGGAAGCGAUCCAAGUGUGGAAGAACCAUUAAGAAGUGUAUUUGCAGGUCGUAAAAGGGCAUUAACUCCUGCAUCGGUUCAAAAGAAAAAAGAGGAAACGAAAUCAUCAGGUGUCAGAUUUUUCUAAAUACUUAUGGAUUGCAUGGACUUCUUAAAAACUAGCCAUUAUUACCGUUUCUUAAAAUGCUGAUAUUUUAGAAAGAGAUUAUAAUCAUGAAAAUACAAGCAAUAAAUGUUUUACGUUUCAUUAUUUAUGACUAAUGAG
Mytilus californianus (California mussel) is the source of this 2164-nucleotide messenger RNA. RefSeq names its product leucine-rich repeat-containing protein 74B-like. Bases 152 to 2026 code for a protein of 624 amino acids. The record is from RefSeq and is a predicted model, not a curated record. Gene Ontology annotation, biological process: nucleocytoplasmic transport; activation of GTPase activity. The transcript has 13 exons. Gene Ontology annotation, molecular function: GTPase activator activity; small GTPase binding. Gene Ontology annotation, cellular component: cytosol; nucleus; perinuclear region of cytoplasm. NCBI's taxonomy places the organism in Eukaryota, Metazoa, Mollusca, Bivalvia, Mytilida, Mytilidae.